Molecule: messenger RNA, 633 nt
Organism: Penicillium diatomitis
Lineage: Eukaryota; Fungi; Ascomycota; Eurotiomycetes; Eurotiales; Aspergillaceae
Exons: 1
Coding region: 1-633 (210 amino acids)
Source: RefSeq, a predicted model, not a curated record
AUGCAGACAAUUGAUACGACGAUUACCGCCAAAGGCUCGAACAUGGAUAGUGGAAACAGGUCUCAUCGGACAAGAGAGGGCCCAUGCAGUAGAAUUGCCUCUAGUCUUCCUCCGCUAAUUACCGCUGUUUCCCUGAACCCCCGAGCCAAUCAUUUCGACAUCUCUUCUGUCUCAGACGGCGUCAGUCCUCAUCAUCGUGGAGCUCAAAAUAAAGAUCGCUCGAGGGCUCUCGCCCGGCACAUUGCGGCACAUUCACAUGGGCCGAUGCUCUUGACUCUUCGCUUCGAUAAUACGAAGAGUGAUACGGUGAAUGUUGACGACGGGGCUAACGCCUCGAAAGGCACAGACAUUGGCAGGAUAUCCGACAAUGACUUCGAGGCUGGUGUCAGUAUGGACAUUCUUCGAGGUGGUGAAAUCCUGGGAACUAUUACAGAUCAUGUGGGUAAUGUCGCUCAAUACGCUUUUGCAAUCCCGGACACCGAUUUUAGUCUCGAGGAUGUCCCGAGACCAUGUGAUGGCCUCGCAGCCGAGAAUGACACUUGCUUCCUCAAAGUCAUUGAAUUGGAGGCUUCCAGUCGUGGCAGGAGGAGCCCACUUUCGAAAUCCCGUCCUUUUCUGAUGACGGAUAACUGA